AUGAAGAAAGCCAAUGGAGCAGAGAAUACUUUCCACCGCUUUCCUGACUUGUAUCCCGAAGUACGAUAUCAAAUCUGGCAUUAUACUCUUGCUCUUUUUCCUCGAAUCAUUGAAGUCAGACCACGCACGACACCGACCGAAGCAUGGGAUCCCCUUACCACCAAACAUCAUGUUAGAGUGACUGCACCUAUUGUCCUCCUACAAAUCAAUCACGAAGCUCGAGAACUGCUAUUGCCAUUUUAUACUUUGCUUAGCUCAGACGUGAUUCUUACCCCGAUCUUCCAUCAUCACCGAGCUUCUCCAAAUCCUCACGAGAAGCCACCUAUGGUCAACUUUGAUACGGACACUAUAUAUUUCAGCGUAGCUUGGAGUACUACUGAAAAAAUCCCAUAUCUGUCAUUCAUACAACGAUUGUUCCGAAACUUCGAUCAAGAUAAAAAACGAGUGCGAAGACUGGCGGUGGAUAAUUCCUCAGAGUUGUCGAACUUGAUAGACUUCCCUUUCAAAUCGAGACAGCCUACAAGCGGCGAAUAUGGCAUCACGACCAUCCCGGAAUUGCAGAGUUUGAAAUAUUCAUAUCAUGAACAGAUGAGGUCGAAAGAUGACGAAUAUAGCGCCGAGAACCCUAUAUGGUUCUCUUUGGAUUCGAGACAUUCUAAUGAUUGCCAGGUCGCCCCGGAAUCUUGUUUAUCAAAUAUGAACUCGGCUCUCUUGGAGUUCAAGAACUUGUAUGAAUUGGUCAUAGUUGUUAAGCCUACUCACUUGAGGGCUGACGUAGUAUUGAUUUGCUUUGUAGAUCUGGGGAACGCCAGCAUUGGAGAGGAAGAGGAGUGUAUCAAUAUCCUACGUACACUGGGAUCCGGAGGGUGGAAAGUACCCAAAAUAAGAAUUUGUGCAACACAUGUAGCUCCAGGAAACAAUCGAAAAAUGGAGUCACAGAAAGCCUAUUUGGAGAGAUUAUAUGGAAAGGCUUUCGUUUCGAGUUUCACUGGAAAAUGA
Botrytis byssoidea is the source of this 999-nucleotide messenger RNA. RefSeq lists its product as uncharacterized. Bases 1 to 999 code for a protein of 332 amino acids. The record is from RefSeq and is a predicted model, not a curated record. Lineage: Eukaryota; Fungi; Ascomycota; Leotiomycetes; Helotiales; Sclerotiniaceae. The transcript has a single exon.